Messenger RNA from Cooperia oncophora, 792 nucleotides. Lineage: Eukaryota; Metazoa; Nematoda; Chromadorea; Rhabditida; Trichostrongylidae. The record is from the annotation of a GenBank genome assembly.
UCCUUUCAGAUAGCUAUUCUCAAACUCGUAUCUGCUGAAAGGCGUCAGUCACAUUUCACAGCAAUAAUUGACAGAGGUAAAAAGGAGACGUUCUUCUUUCUGGUAAUGGAGUUGGUUGGCAAAAGUUUAGCUGAUCUGAAGUCUCAGCGACCGAAUAAGGUGUUCUCCGUGUCUACCGCAAUGGGCGUUGGCAUACAAUGCUUGGAAGCGUGUGAAGACCUACAUAAAUACGGAUUUAUUCAUCGAGACCUGAAGCCAGCCAACUACGCCUGCGGUUUGGGAGAUAAGAAAAGAGUGAUAUACAUUCUCGACUUCGGCAUUGCUAGGAAGAUUACGAACUUGAAAGGAGAACUGAAAACUCCUCGUUCAACGGUCCGAUUCAAGGGAACAAUACGGUUCGCUUCACUUGCUUGCCACAAGAAUACCGAAAUGGGUGCCAAAGACGACUGUGAAUCAUGGUUCUAUUUAUUGUUGGAUAUCACAAUACCAAGAGGCUUGGUAUGGAAAUCAGUACCUCGUAAAGAAGACGUACUUAGACUGAAAGAAGAAAUGCGCACAACAAAACGGGAAUUGGCUUUUUCUGGCGUGAAAUGUACCGAAGAGCUCGGGAGGGUACUCGACUACAUCGACGGUUUGAAGUAUUUCGAUCAUGUGGAUUAUGAUUUCAUCUACAAGUCUUUAACGGAGGCAGCGAAAACGUGUGGAGGAGACAUCAAUGACCCUUAUGAUUGGGAGAGGGAAAAAACGACAGCCUCAUCCACAGUCAAGUCCACGUCAGUCAGUCAUGGCUGA